UUCGAGUACCUAUGCCAAUUGCCAACUCGCGAACCUACCUGCAAUUUCAAAUUUAUCACGAUAAAAUUCGUAUUGAAGUCAGCAGUACAGAGCAGAAGAUUCGUGAAUAUUACAGAACGAAUAUAUCUGUCUUAUUAAAUUUGUAUUGUACGUAGACGUAGAAUGUGUACGACCGUGUUCGUGUAGUAACGUCAUCGUCAUCGCUGCAGCGCCGGUUGAAUUUGCGAAGUUAAUUCGUGGUUUUAUGUGUAAUGUACACAGUGGUGUUGGUGCUACAAGUACUCUUAUCUAUUCGUUCGAACGGGCUUUCAAUCCUGUAUUAAUUUUUCAACCUUACCGAGUGGUUUUUAUUUAAUUAUUAUCGAUAAAACAGCGCGGUCAAUGCGAUACUCAGUUAGCAUUUAGCAGAGCCAAGCUCGAGAAUUACUUAUUCGCUCGUCGUCGCUGUCGUAUUAUUCGCGAAUCAGUGGGUAUAGUUUUCAUUUGUAUUAAUAAAUUUUCGUCCAUUAUACGCGCUGUGCAAGUUCGUGACUUCGUGUUAACCUAAUCUUUCUCAUAUUUCGCGAAAAGUUGUUUCGCCGGUCAUUACCAUGCCCGUGAAAUAUGUGAAAACUGACUCGAAAAUCAAAGCUAACGAUGAUUUGAAUUUGAAAGCGAAACCCUGUCGAAUCCCACCGGUUACCGGCAAACUAUCCUUUAUACAGUGCGGAAAAUUGAAAAACACAACGGUUCGCUCGGACAACAACGAAGAAGCCAACAGCGUCGUCAAAACGCUGCUGCCAGAGAUCAACGACAGCUACACCAGUAGCGGCAAAUCUGCGGUGGCCAUGAUCGAAGACGCAUAUUCGGCGAAUAAAUCGGAUAUCCAUCGUUUGGCUGUGCUGAGCUAUGAGCAGGUGAACCGUCUAAAUGACGUGAUGAACGAUACGGUUUGCAUACACGGCCGAGGAAACUUUCCAACCAUCGAAGUAACCCUUAAAGAUCUCGUAACCACGGUCCGUUCCAAGCUCGAGGAAGCUUGCGGACAUAAUGUUGGUCUCAAAGUCACCGAUAUCAGACUGAAUGGCGGAGCCGCCUCUUAUGUAUUAGAUACCGAAGAAACUACCCAAGUUUACAACGACUUGGAUCUUAUAUUUGCCGUCCAAUUAUCCGCUGGCAGGCAUUUCGACCGGGUCAAAACGGCCGUCUUAAAUUCACUGCUUGAUCUCUUACCUUCCGGUGUUAAUCGUACCAGAAUAUCUACCUGCAGUUUAAAAGAGGCUUACGUUUCGAAACUGGUCAAAGUAAACCAAGACGGCGACUGCUGGUCGUUGAUCAGUUUGGGUAAUUCGCGAGGCCACAAAAACGUCGAACUGAAAUUCGUCGAUUCGAUGAAAAGGCCGUUCGAAUUCUCGGUAGACUCGUUCCAAAUAAUCUUAGACUCGUUGCUGUUAUUUUACAAAUGUAGCCAGCUGGCCAUCAGCGAAAACUUCUACCCCACGGUGGUGGGCGAAUCGGUGUACGGUGACUUUCACGAAGCCUUGUACCAUCUGCAAAAGAAACUCAUAGCGACGCGUAAUCCGGAAGAGAUACGUGGCGGAGGCCUUCUCAAGUAUUGCCAUUUGCUGGUACGACGAUACAAGCCCGCUUAUCCGGACCGAAUCAAGAUGCUGGAGCGAUACAUGUGCUCGAGGUUCUUCAUCGACUUCUCCGAUAUCAACCAGCAACGAUCCAAGUUAGAGAACUACCUUUGGAACCAUUUCAUCGGGCCCGAAGAAGAAGUGCUCAAAUACCAGUAUCUCAUUCUGCUGCGAAACGUCGUCGACGACUCCACCGUCUGUCUAAUGGGUCACGAAAGACGGCAGACGUUAGCGCUAAUCGACGAACUCGCUUAUCAAAUAAUGUACCCGAUGUCCAAGUACUACGGACCUUUGUAUUUCGCCCAAGCCGCAGCCACAGCCGGCCUCUAUUUCACUCCUCAGCUGAUAACGUCGUCGUCGGCCCAAUCGCCAUCGGCUCAUCAUCAAUGCGCUUGUAAUUCGUAUAUCAUGACGACCGCAUCUAGCUGUAAUCAUCGUCCUUCCAACACACGUUACGUAAACGCUGUUUCUGCUACUGCUGUGACCACCGGCUCGAAAUCCUCGUCUUCGGCGUCAUCGACUGCAUCGUCUCCGAUAUCUUCGGCGCCGUCCACGCCGCCUUUGCAAACCGCCUAAGUCCGUAAGUAGUGCUGUUUUUUCUGGAGGGCUGCGAGGUACUACACGUAACCAAUGUGAAUCCGCUACGAUGAGCUCUCUAUACAUCGCAUCAUACUGUAUCCUCUUUGGCUCUGCUACCAUAUUUCACGUUCGACUGAAAUUUUUCUCAUAGUAACUCGUCGAAUAUCCUCGAAUGUGGCGCCUUUCGGCCCUUGAACUGGGGGUUUUCUUUCCACCUAGUUUCCUUCAAUUCAAUCUUGUUGUAGUCUCUGCAAAGGUGGGGAAUUUAGAAUUACGAAUCAUCCAUCAUCGUAGCGGUAACAAAUCAUAAUACAUAAUAACGUGUGAAUUUUUCUAAGUGACUGGCUGUGACAUCUUCACAACUCAUUUCUUUUAUAUAAAUAUAGGUAUGUACCUGUUAAAUGAAUACAAAAAUACUUGUAGAUAAGUACUUUACAAUACGAUGGUAUUUAUAUUAUAAAAUUUGUUACGUUUAUUAUUAUUAUAUACGACGACGACGACGUUAUUACAAAUUCAUAAUACCUGCAGAAAGCCUACGAAUAACCCUACCUUUUACCAAUGAUAUUGUUUUUUUUAAAUAAUAAUUAGGCUAUGUACCUAUCUUUUGCUACGAAUCAACUUUCAUUCAAUUUUUCCCUAUGUAGACAGAGUUGAUCGACGUAUUCGUAGGUAUUCGUGUUUUUUUUUUCAAUUUUCUAUCUUAUAUUUCCGGUUCGAUUUUUUUUUAUAACAUACUACAUGUAAUACAUUCCUAAUUGAAAGAUGAAUGAAAAAAAAAAUGUCAAUAUUCAACUUAUCGUUAUAUCGUUUUUAAGAAUUUUCGUUUUGUUUGUUCUGUAAAAAAGAAAAAAAAAUGGGAUCGCGAACUUUUAUUUUUUAUUAUAAUAAGAUGAUUAAAAACAAAAUGAGAAAAAAAAUGAAAAAUUUAUUAAAGGUACAAAAUAGAAGUAGAUAUAUGGGGAAAUUUUGUUCGUUUUGCGAUUAGUUUAUAAUAUUUUUUAUGCGGUAGUUGUAGUUUGUGUGUGUUUCUUCUUUAUAUACCUACCCCUACAAUACCUACCUAUAUUUUAUACGUACCUGUGUAGGUUUGUUUAAAAACUUCUUUGUCACAAUAUCACCAAAUACAUAAAUUCCCAUUAUUUAGGGUCUGAUUUAGUAUAUAGCCGAUCGUAGUAGCCUUUUUGUAGUUGAGCUAGAUACUCUGUAUAGGUAAAAGGUACACGUUGCAUAAUUUUUUGUUUGUUUGUUCAUGUUUCGAUAAUACUAUUAAAAAGUGAUUGGAUUAAAAAUGCAUUUAUAUGUUAGAAAAAUUUAUAAGUUUAUCGGCUUUAGAGGAGCGUUUAGUUUUUAAAGUAUACAGGGAAAUGUCAAUUUGUACUUAAUCAUUUUUCGAAAAUUUGAAAAUUGUUCCUUUUGUUUGUACUAUUUACAUGUCGUGAAGUAAAUAAACAUAAUAAUAUGUAUAACUAGGUAUUAAAAAGUAGAUUUGUUUAGGAUUCGACCAAAAAAAAAAUAAUGGUUAAAUUAAGCCCCAAAAAUAAGUUUCCUGGAAUUAUUGUUUAAAAGUUCAAAAUUCGAUAAAAUUGGAAACUGUGUGUUCUGGUGCAAGAAUCUGGGAAAGCGAGAAGCAGACUGACUUUUUUCUUCUCCUAAUUUUUUACCAUCAAUUCCCUCCCCCCAAACCGUUGAUUAAAAUUCUGGAGAAAUGGAGAGGGGCUCAGAGGGGUCUGAUCGAAAAAAUGAGUCGACUUUUGAGCUCAGCAUGGGCGAAUUAGUAACAAUUAAUAUGUCACACUACUUUUUCAAUUUUUUCCAACUUUGAUCAAAAUUCUGGAGGAGGGAAAGGGGCUCAGAGGGUCUGAUCGAAAAAAUGAGCUGAUUUUCGAACUCAGCAUAGUCGAAUCAGUAGUAAUCGAUAUGUCACACCAAUUUUUCAAUUUUUUCAAACUUUGAUCAACAUUGAGCACCUUUGGGCCCUUGAGCAAAUUUAAAGUCUCAAGUUUAAAGCAAGUUUUGGCUAAAAUCAUUAUUUUAGGAUAUACUGAGGAAAACCCAUUUGCAGAGUGUCGAAAUUCAAUGAUUCCUAAGCCAGAUGAAGCUCGUUUCUGCUCCUUUCCUCCUUCCUGUGAUUGCAGCUUUUCUCGAUAACAUUUACCCCUCAAAAUUACUUCAAAACACUCAAUAUUAAGGAUUUAAUUAAUUGAACUGAAAAAAAGUUUGUAUUUUUCUCGAAUCGUCAGCAUUUUUCGCUUUCCCGGUGACGUCAUUUCUGCGCCAGGAGGCACUUUUUUCGACUCUUUAUGUCAACAUUAUACUAAAUUUUUCGUUUUUAUAUCUUGUUGAUGGUAACUUUCAUUAGGAAUUUUCUCGUUAAUUUCAUUUUAUGAAAUCUGAUUUUGCGCAUUUUUAUGCAAAACACAAACGACUUGUUCGUAGCUUUUUUUGUUUCAAUAACUCGCUUCGAUAAUCAAAAAGUUGAUAAGUUUACCUUCGCUUAUAGAGGUACAAUUAGAUAAUUAUUAUUCGUGUUAAGUUUUGUUUUCCUUUUUUUUUUUUAUUUAAUCGAUUUGUUUUUAUAUUUUUAUCGUUAUUGUUUCGGAAAUACGUAGAAUUUUUUAACAACAUUCCUCAUUUUAAGCCUUUUCACGUGGAUUUUUUUUAUACUUAUACCUACGAUUAUAGUUAGCCUCGUUGCAAAAUCAUUGUACUCGAAAAAAGAGUAGAUUAGAUUCCGUCUUGAAAAUUCUCGUCAUUUUUCUAUCACCAAUCGGUAUCGAUACUCUAGCAGCUGGUCUGGUUUGAAAGAAAUUUUCAAGUACGUAGAAAUUUGAAUUGUGUAAAGUUUUCAAUUCAUAGGUACCUUAACGUAUAACGAGAAAACGUGUUUUUUUUUCUUUUCUUCGUCAAUAACGAAAGGAAUGGAAGUUCGAGAACAAA
Messenger RNA from Planococcus citri (citrus mealybug), 5135 nucleotides. RefSeq names its product terminal nucleotidyltransferase 5C. The coding region runs from base 591 to 2195 and encodes 534 amino acids. Lineage: Eukaryota; Metazoa; Arthropoda; Insecta; Hemiptera; Pseudococcidae. Gene Ontology annotation, molecular function: RNA binding; poly(A) RNA polymerase activity. The record is from RefSeq and is a predicted model, not a curated record. The transcript is spliced from 3 exons. Gene Ontology annotation, biological process: mRNA stabilization.